AUGUCGUCGUCUCAACCACUGGAUCGGAAGCAUCAGCCAGGCGCGCACGAUGAAUUGCUUUCGCAGUACGACGACUUACAUGCGAUGGAUGAUGCCGAGCAGGAACAAGUGAUUGAGCAGAUCCGCCACGACAACCACAAGGCCAACUAUAUCUACCGCGUUGGCAUCCUCGUCAUCUACGGACUCAUCUUCUUCUUGUACGCUACGCCGAUCCCGACGUAUCUGAUGGGCAACCACCCGAAGAGUCAUAUGACGCUAUACUUUCAUGGUCAAGGAAAGAUCGGCACAGACGAGGAUCUCACGUACCUCCCUGCCUUCCCCAUUUACGUCGCUGUCACUUCGAUCCUAGCCUUCUUUAUGUACCUUGCCGCAUACGAAUGCGCAAUGCGCGCAGGUUUCGUCAAACUCAAGCCAGUGGCGUACCCAAAUCAGCCGCAUCCUUACGGCUCGGCUCCCCAAUGGAUUGUGCCUGUGCUCCGCGAUCUCCGAUUGCAGCCAUCGAGCAACGUCCGGGCAGACCCGACGAAACAGUCGCAAAAGGUCGAACUGAUCAAAGUUCUUCCGCCACAGAUCGUUUACCUGGGCUUUCUUUGGGUGUGCACUUGGCCCGUCCCCCUCAUCACGUUUGGUGCCGGCGCUUUUGACGAUGCGGCGUGGUGGUCGUUUCCCUUCCUUGCCUUGUCGAUUCACUUGCUGGUCGAGUGGUGGAUGUACAAGGCCGAAAGGGAUACGCUGGGCUUGAAUGGCUUAAAAUACAACUACAAAGGUGCCUAG
Messenger RNA from Malassezia restricta, 774 nucleotides. RefSeq lists its product as uncharacterized. The record is from RefSeq and is a predicted model, not a curated record. The transcript has a single exon. Lineage: Eukaryota; Fungi; Basidiomycota; Malasseziomycetes; Malasseziales; Malasseziaceae. The coding region runs from base 1 to 774 and encodes 257 amino acids.